GAUUUGUAAAACUCAUCAUUGAAUAAAACCAAUCUUUUUCCUCAUAACUUUCGAAUUUAUAUUAUAACGACAUUUCAACUAACCUUAUCACGGAUGAAAUUCUUAAAUACCUUGAUGGCGGUGACUUGACAGAAUUAGGCAUAUUGGAGAUGGGCCCUCGUAAGAUCAUCCUCAAUGUUAUUUCUAAAAUAACAGCACAACAACAGCGUGAGAUCCCAAAGGAGAACGAAAAUUCGGAACAUGAAAAGACCAUACAAUCUAUUCUGGCCGACGAACCAAAACUCCAAAGAAUGCUAAAGCUUCUCACCGCUGGUUCCAUUCCUGCCACUAACGAGCUGUUGAAAAUGAAUAGAGUUCUCACAAAAUUCUAUUUCGAGCGGAUGAUUCUGGAAGAGAAAAGAUAUCCGUCAUGGGGUGAGAAGCAAGAAUUGGCAAUCAAGAUUAUCGAAGCCUUUCCACAGCUGGAAAAAACACGAGUGAGUGCUAAUGCUCCAAGAGAGUCGUAUUUCUUCUGGCGAAACAAAGGCCUUGGAAAAGGGCCACAUUCCGGAAUCAUUGAAACACGCGUGAGCAAUAUGCGUAAAGAUUUACCCUCGGAAGAACGACUUUUCCAAAGGCCAAAGCAAACGAUCAUAGUGUUGCCGGACGGAAUUCAGGAGCUUGCAUCCUACGUGGCAACAUUGACUCCGUCUUUGCAGAACGUCAGGGAGAUAUCUGAAAAAAUGUCACAAUGCACGAUCUUGCACCAAUGGCUACUUAGAGAAACAGAUGUCACUAACUCCUUGAUAAAAACCUUUCCACACUUUCUUGCAUAUAAUGGACUCAUGGUAAGUUCACUGUUCUCAAAAUGUAUGUUGACUUCCUCUAAUAACGAAAAUAUUACUUUCCAGGUCCAACAAGCCUUCGAGCGGCUUCAUCCAAAUGCAAUCAAGGAUUGUAGUAUGGAUUCAUUUAUGCAGCUUGGAAUUCUUAUGGAAAAAAACGAAUGGAACGUGGUAGAAGACGUUAACAUCCGAGGUGCCCUUCGAUUUUUGAAGAAGUUGACACAUUGUGGCAUCAAGCGGAAAAUGGAAGAAGAUAUGACCAUCGAAGAAUUCUUAGCCACACCGCUGAUUCGGUGGGUGAAAGUUGAAAACACAACGAACCUGAUCGCUACACGUAAUCAUGUGCAUACUCAUCCUGAUUUGCCUCCUCAUAUUGUGUGCUGCGCCGAGACCUUCAAAACAGGCGACGUUUUUGUUGUUUUUGCGGAUCAUAUUAUCCCUUGUGGUAACUCAGGAGACGUGGCCAUUGACGUUUUGAUGAAGCUUUUUCCAGUUCUGGGAAUCGACGUGCCGGUCCUGCUCAAAAAGCUGUAUGACCUGAUUGCCAUAAACCUUUGGGAAAUCAAACAAUGUUCCACUAGCACCAAAGUAUCGCAGCUGACUCUACGUUUAAAGGAAUUUAUGAGUGCGAUUCGAUGCGAUUAAUUACUCUCAAUGAGCAAAACUUU
Molecule: messenger RNA, 1492 nt
Organism: Armigeres subalbatus
Lineage: Eukaryota; Metazoa; Arthropoda; Insecta; Diptera; Culicidae
Exons: 7
Coding region: 150-1469 (439 amino acids)
Source: RefSeq, a predicted model, not a curated record